Messenger RNA from Stomoxys calcitrans (stable fly), 7055 nucleotides. It is a transcript of the gene LanB1, whose product is annotated as laminin subunit beta-1. NCBI's taxonomy places the organism in Eukaryota, Metazoa, Arthropoda, Insecta, Diptera, Muscidae. The coding region runs from base 940 to 6360 and encodes 1806 amino acids. The transcript is spliced from 3 exons. Gene Ontology annotation, biological process: cell migration; substrate adhesion-dependent cell spreading; basement membrane assembly. The record is from RefSeq and is a predicted model, not a curated record. Gene Ontology annotation, cellular component: laminin trimer.
GGCCCAUGAUCGGGUAGCGGCUAAACACAAAACACGUCAAAGUUUUGUUGAAAUAUAAGAAAAGAAUAAGGAAAAAAAAUUUAAAAGACCUUUUUUUUAAGAAAAAAGAUAACACUCUAGAGUUGUUGUGUGUGUGUUUGUGGGCAUAUUUGCUUGCUUGUAUUGCGGAGUGAGUGUUUGAUCCGAUCAUUGUGUGUGUGUGUAUGUGUGUAUAUGCUGCAUAAAUAUACUACAUUAGCAGUGAGGGGGACCAGAAAGGAAUGAAUGAAUAACCUACCAACUAACCAGCCAGCCAGCCGACCACCUAAAUAACACUAGCUGUGUUUAUAUUGCUGACCAUACGUUGAUCUGAGAUCCAUAACUACUAGAGUUCAGAACCUUUUCUACCAACGAUCUGUGUAUAAUCGAAAUGUCACCAAUAUUUAAGUGAUUCUUUUCAUCAAGCACCAUGUGUUAGAAAUUAAAAGGCAGCAUACUUGACUCUAGAGCAACCAAGGAGGAAGUCAUCAAAUAGUAAUAGCAACACAGUAGCAGCAAUUCAUUCAUAAUUCAGUUGUUGUUUUCUUGCUUACAUAAAAAUUUUAUUAAACUUAUCUCGACGACGUCGUUGCUGAGACGUCCAUCGACGAAAGCCGACUUUGAAACGAAAGUAGAGCGCUUCGUUGGCUCUUUGUUGUGUGGUAUGAUUGUGCGUGUGUGAUUACGACCACCGGAAAUUUGUGAACUAAGUAGGAAAGAGCGCCCAACGACACCCAGGCAGGCAGGCUCACGCGACAGUCAGUGAGUCGGUCUAUACAUACCAAAGUACGUACACUGUUGGGUGUACUCCACAUACCGCCACAAUCUGGUCCAUUAAUCUUACAAGAAGCGGCGGACGAGUCACAACACACGCAGCAGCCAAGCGCAGCCUCAAUAAAUCAGCAAAAAUAGCUUAACACCAUGACGAAGGCAUGGUGGGGCGGUGGCGCCCAUUGCGGCCGCUUCACAUUUAUCAACAACCGAACGUUUUUCAUUGCCAUAGUAUUUGGCCUUAGCAUUUUGGUCUCGAUCAAUUCGUCGGGGGCCCAGCAUGCAGGGCGUCGCGAUCGUCCUCGCAAUCCACCUAGACAGUAUAUCAAAACCCAUCCCUGUGAGAGAUCGUCGUGUUAUCCGGCAACAGGCAAUUUGCUUAUAGGUCGAGAAUCUCGUUUAUCUGCCUCCUCUACCUGUGGUCUCAAUUCGCCCGAACGUUUUUGUAUUCUAUCCCAUUUGCAGGAUAAGAAGUGUUUCCUAUGUGACACUCGCGAAGAGACUCGCAAUGAUCCCUACAAGAAUCAUCGCAUUGGUCAGAUUAUUUACAAGACCAAACCUGGAACUUCCAUACCCACUUGGUGGCAGUCAGAAAAUGGGCGGGAAGAUGUUUCCAUACAAUUGGAUUUGGAGGCCGAGUUCCAUUUCACCCAUUUGAUCAUGUCGUUUACCACCUUCCGUCCGGCUGCCAUGUAUAUUGAGCGUUCGUUUGAUUUUGGCCAACAGUGGACUGUGUAUCGUUACUUUGCCUACGACUGUGCCGAUUCAUUCCCCGGAGUGCCCACAGUAUUGCGUAAUAUCACUGAUGUGGUGUGUACUUCGCGUUAUUCCAAUGUGGAGCCUUCUCGUAAUGGUGAGGUGAUUUUCCGUGUGCUGCCACCCAACAUAAAUGUCUCGGAUCCCUACGCUCCCCAUGUACAGAAUAUGCUGAAGGUAACCAAUCUGCGUGUGGUCUUCAAGAAGCUGCAUAAAUUGGGAGACAAUUUGUUGGACAACCGCCUGGAGAACGAAGAAAAGUACUACUACGGCAUCAACAACAUGGUGGUACGUGGUUCCUGCUCUUGUUAUGGUCAUGCUUCGCAAUGUCUGCCCCUUGAUGGCUCCGACACCAGCGAGCCAGAUAUGGUGCAUGGCCGUUGCCAGUGUACGCACAACACCAAGGGUCUGAAUUGCGAAACCUGCGAAGACUUCUUUAAUGAUUUUCCCUGGAAACCAGCCUUUGGCAAACAGACCAACGCCUGUAAGAAAUGUGAAUGCCACGACCAUGCUGUCAGCUGUCACUUUGACGAGGAGGUAUUCGAGCAAUCUGGCCGUGUUUCCGGAGGUGUUUGCGACAACUGCAUGCACAACACGCAGGGUCAGCAUUGUGAAGAAUGCAUGCCAUUUUUCUAUCGCGAUCCCAAUGAGGAUAUUCGCAGCCCUUAUGUGUGCAAGCCUUGUGAGUGCGAUGCCAUUGGCUCUCUGGAUGAAGGUAUAUGCGAUUCGCCCGACCCCGACUCGCCCGAAGUGGAAGCUGGCUCUUGCCACUGUAAAACAAAUGUCAAAGGCAGACGCUGUGAUACCUGCAAAGAUGGCUAUUGGAAUUUAGUGCCCGAAAAUGCUGAUGGCUGUGAGCUUUGCAGCUGCAACAUUUUGGGUACCGUAGAUAAUUCUGGCUGCGACAUGAUGACUGGUGAAUGUACCUGCAAACGUUUGGUUACUGGCAAGGACUGUAAUCAGUGUGCCUCCCAGACCUAUGGCCUGUCAGAGUCGGAAGACGGUUGUACUCUGUGUGACUGUGAUGCUGGCGGCUCCUAUGACAACUUCUGUGAUGUCAUCACAGGCCAAUGUCGCUGCCGUCCCCAUAUGACUGGACGUCGAUGUGCCCAACCCAAACAGAACUAUUUCAUACCCCAAUUGCAUAUAACACAUGAAGCGGAAACACCGGAGAUUUGCAUAACCUACCAUAACAAUGGAAAUUGUACGACGGUGCCCUUCCAGCCACACCCCGAGCGUAUGCCUGAGUGGACGGGUAUUGGUUUCAUUCGGGUUCCCGAAAACUCUGAGCUGAUCAUAACUGUGGAUGAUAUACCACGUUCCAUGCCCUACGAUGUAGUCAUACGUUAUCAGUCAAAUUCGCGUGGUGAUUGGGAAGAUGCCUUCAUAACGCUGAUACGUCCCGAUGAGGUGGAUCCCGAAGGCGACUGCGCCGCCGCUGUACCACCAGGCUCCAGCAUUUACGAGUCGCGAGUGCCGUUUGUCUUGCCCGAGCGUGAACGACAGGUAGUGGCUUUGCCUGAAGUCUGUCUGGAGGCUGGAAAGGUGUACAAAUUCAAAAUUCACUUUGAAAGACGACGCCACAAUGAGGAUAAUCCCACCUCCACCAUUCUGAUUGAUUCUUUGACUCUUAUACCACGCAUCGAACUGACCAGUGUUUUCCGGGGUUCACCAGAUGCUGAUGCAAGACGCCAGGAGUACUAUCAAAUGGGUUGCAAUCAGUCCUUGUAUGACAUACGUUAUAGCGGUUUUGCCGACCAACGUUGCAAGGAGCUGGAGGACUAUGUAAGCACUGUCAUUUACGAUGGAGCCAGCAUGUGCAACUGCAACCCCACCGGUUCGUUGAGUAAGGAGUGUGAUGCCCAUGGCGGCUACUGCCAAUGUAAGCCGAACGUUGUGGGUAGACAGUGCGACCAAUGCGCCACCGGCACCUAUGGAUUUGGCCCAGAAGGCUGCAAGGCCUGCGAUUGUAACAGCAUUGGGGCCAAGGAUAACAACUGCGAUGUGCUAACCGGUCAGUGUGCUUGCCACCCCAAUACCUAUGGACGAGAAUGUGACCAGUGUCAACCCGGUUUCUGGAAUUUCCCCAACUGCCAAGCCUGCGAAUGUAAUGGCCAUGCCCAGCAGUGUGAUGCCCGCACUGGCCAGUGUUUGAAUUGUGCCGAUUUCACCACAGGUUAUGCCUGUGAUGCUUGUCUGGAUGGCUACUAUGGCAAUCCCUUCUUGGGUAGUGAAAUUGGUUGUCGCGCCUGCCGGUGUCCCGACACUAUAGCCAGUGGCAAUGCUCAUGCGGAUGGCUGUUCCCUGGAUGUACGCAACAACAACAUGAUCUGCCACUGCCAGGAGGGCUAUGAUGGACCGCGUUGUGACAUUUGUGCCGACAACUACUUUGGCGACGCUGAGACGCCAGGAGGUUCUUGCGAGAAAUGUGAUUGUGGCAAUAACGUCGAUAUCUACGACACGGGUAACUGUGAUCGACGCACAGGCAAGUGUCUGAAAUGUUUGUACGACACCACCGGGGAUCACUGCGAACUGUGCCGUGAUGGAUUCUACGGAGAUGCUUUGAAACAGAAUUGCGUGGCCUGUGAUUGCGAUUUCUUGGGCACCAACAACACCGUGCAGUAUUGUGACCGCGUGAGUGGUCAAUGUCCCUGUUUGCCCAAUGUGGUGGGAGUGCGUUGUGAUGAGUGUGCAGUUAACCAUUGGAAGAUUGCCUCCGGUGAAGGUUGUGAGGCCUGCGAAUGUGAUCCCAUAGGCUCCAAGUCGGAACAAUGUAACCGCUACGAUGGCCAAUGUGAGUGUAGGCCAGGAUUCGGUGGUCGUGCCUGCAAUCAAUGUCAAGCCAACUACUUUGGCAAUCCCAAUAAGGAAUGCCAUCGCUGCGACUGCGACCCCUAUGGAUCCGCGGACUUCCAAUGUGACCGUGAAACUGGUCAGUGUGUUUGCCACGAAGGCAUUGGCGGCGAUAAGUGUAAUGAGUGUGCCCGUGGCUAUUUGGGCGAGUCCCCCCACUGCAAGCCUUGUGGCGAAUGUUUCAACAACUGGGAUUUGAUUUUGAAGGAAUUGGAAGAGGCCACUGCCCAGGCCAUUAAACGGGCCAGUGACAUUAAAUUGAUUGGUGCCACCGGGGCCUAUACCUCAGAAUUCAAUACUUUGGACAAUAAGCUGCAACAUAUACGUGACCUGUUGCAGAACACCUCGGUCAGCUUAAAGGACAUUGACAGUUUGGACAAGGAGGUGGCCGAAAUGAAAAUGAAACUGGGUAAAGCUCAUCAGAAGCUAUUGGAUACGGAGAACAAUUUAGAGGAUGUCUACUCAGCCUUGAGUUUGUCCGCCGUCGAGGUGGAGGGUUUACAAAAUCAAUCGGCCCUGGUGAAGAAACUUUCAAAGGAACUAAAGGAGCAUGGCAUACAACUGCAGGAAUCGAAUAUCGAGGGUGCCCUCAAUUUGACACGCAAUGCUUAUGAUCGCGUCAACAAUUUGUCGGCCAUCAAAAAUCAAGCCGAAGACUUUGCCUCAAACACAGAACGCAACUGCAAACGCGUAGAAACCUUGGCCAACAAGAUGAAGGACGAAACGCCUGCUGUACAGGCGAACGAUGAACUUAUCGAUCAAUAUCGCACCGAGUUGACUUCAAUGACUGCCAUGAUACCAGAGCUGAACAACGAUGUAUGCGAUCGUAUGGGUGAUCCUUGUGACAAUAUUUGUGGAGGAGCUGGUUGCGGCACCUGUGGUGGUUUGUCCUGCGAGCGUGGAGCUCUCACACGCACUGAAAAGGCCCUCAAAGUGGCCAAGGACACUGAACAGGAAAUCAAAGAGAAGAAGGACCAAGCUGAAAAAAUUAUACGCUCCUUGUCCCAGGCUAAGGCGAAUGCCUCUGAAGCGUAUCAAAAAUCCAAGGAGGCCCAUGAAGAUGCCGAACGCUAUUUGAAUCACACUUCUCUCAAUAUCAAGAGCGGCGAGAUGAUGAUUGAAAGUCUUCAGGAAUUCAUGGCCAAUCAAACUGCCUUGCCCAAUGAGGCCAAAGAGUUGGCUCAACAAACGUUGAACUUGGACUUGACAUUAGACCCCACUGAGAUCCAGAUGUUGGGUGGUAAGAUUAACAAUGCUGUCUCCUCGCUCAAAAAUGUGGAAUCCAUCAUUUACAAUACUCGCGAAGACUUGCAGCGUGUCAAUGACUUGCAAGCCUUAGCCAAUGACACCAAAGAGCUGGCCAAAAACAUUCUGCAGACUGCCAACACUGUGGUGGAGAACCUCAACGAUGCCGACAUUGCACAGGGCAAAGCCAGUGCGGCCAUUGCACAAGCCAAAAGCAAUAUUGAGCUGGCUGCCCAAGAUCUCGAUCAAAUCGACAAUGAAACCGGCGAAGCUGAAGCCCCAGCCAAUGCCACAGUACAACAUGUCGAAGAACUGGCCAAUAAGGUGAGCCGUCUGCAAAAGAAUAUUCUCAAGAACGAACUCGAUGCCAAGGAUGUUAAGAACGAGGCCGACAAAGUCAAGGAGUCGGCCAAGAAUGCUCGUGCCGAUGCCCAAAAGUUGCAAUAUUCCUCAACGGCCGCCAAUCAAACGCUCACCGAUCGAGCGGCCCGCUCCGAAAAUGCCCGCGAGCGAGCCAAGCAAUUGCUGCUGCGCGCCUCCAUGCUCACCGUAAAGACCAAAGAGCAAUUGCGUGAAUUGAAACUCAUGCAGGACUCGUACAAAGAGAAAAACGACAGACUACAGAAAUUGCAAGAAGGUCUGAUGCCAUUGCACGACGAGCUCAUGCAUCAUUCCAAGAACAUACAAGCCAAUGCUGACCGCUACAUGCAAUGUUAGAAAGCCAAAUGCGUAAUGGAAAUGAAAAAUUCAAAAUGCUGUCCUCUCCGAACCGAGUUACCUACUUAAGUAUGUUUUUUGGAAACAAAAGUAAAAGUCCCAAAAACUUGAACGAAAAGUCAAAUGCUAAUUUAGCUUUUUUAAUUUAAUGUCUGCCAUUUCAUGUCUACGAAAAAAUGGGAAAAUAACCCAACAAAGCCAUAUCGAAGAAACUAAAUAAAAAAAUAUUUUUUUUUUUAACAAACUUUUUACUGUUUUUAAGCGAAACUCGUCUUCUUUUACAUACUUUUAAGUGUAAUCUUUUGAAAUAAACCAAUGUUAUUAGAAAUAGUUUUGUCGUCUAUGUAUUUAAGACCAUUAUAGCAUAAUUUUACAAAAACAAUCUUCAUAAUUCUAUAAAUUUCAGUUUUUCUUGAUUGUCUAAGAAAGUAUUUCGUUGUUUCUUUUGUAUAAAUUUGAAAUAGCUGCAAUUUUCUACCAUUCAAUUGUCCUCACCCUACACAUACGUGCCUUGUUUUUCCUCCUCCGCCAAUGUUAGCCAUAAUUUAAAUAUUCGAAUAUGAAAUUCAAAUUGUCGUGUCACUUAUUUUUUUAAUGUAUUUUAAUUUUAUAUUUUUCACAUAAUAUAUACGGAAAGAAACGUACGUCGUACAUACAAAAUACAUGUUGUGUAAUAAUAAAUAAAUAAAAACAAA